UCUGACCCUUAGUUAGCUAGGUCUCAUUUUUCUCAUGACUUCGACAAGUUCUACUGCAAUAAGAUCGACUUUUAAUGGUGGAUUGUUAGGUGAGAGAGGUUAGGAGGCCAGGUAGCUUUGUGCAGAUUAGCUUUGCUCUUGAGCAUUUAUUCUGGGAAUGUAUGAACUUGUAGUUGACGGUUAGUUGGUUCAAUGACCAUAAGCAGUAAUCUUUGGAAAAACAAGUGAACUGUCGCAAGCGUUUACUAGUUUCUACAAAUGUUUAGAUUCCUCUGGAAUUGAAGCACUGCUGCACCGUGUGAGCAUUACAGGACUUGAAGAAAGCACAUUAGCAAUGAGUUACCACCCUGUUCCUGGAGACCCUCCACUACCACAUCCAACACCACAUUCACCAGGCAAGUUGGCACAAUUCAGUUUUCUUAGUACUUAUUUUAACUGGUUUGCUUAUGUUGUAUGAUAACUGAAAUGUCAGGGUUUGGACGCCCACCGCCACUCGACUUUGGGUUCCCACCACCAGAGCACCCUCGUCCUCCGCCUCCUGGUCCUCCGCCAUUGGGGUUCCCCCAUCCUGCACCUCCUGGACCUCUUCCUCCACCAGGAUUUCCUCAUCCUCCGCCUCAUGGACCGCCACCACCUGGCUAUCAAGACUACUUUUAUCCUCCGCCUCCACCACCACCACCACCCUCAACCCUACCUCCACCCCAACCCCCUGCUCGGGAAGAUGAUGACUGUCUUUCAUGUUUCAGAGGCUGUUUAGCUGCACUUUGUUGCUGCUUCCUGUUGGACUCAUGCUGCUUUUAGUAAAUAGAUCAGCUCCUAAAUACCUAUGAGGUUAUGAUCAGUAGUUUGGUUGUUCUGGGCCGCAUCAUUUACUAAAAGAUUAGAUAAAU
This is a messenger RNA of Argentina anserina (silverweed cinquefoil), 890 nucleotides long. RefSeq names its product mulatexin-like. Bases 454 to 801 code for a protein of 115 amino acids. The transcript is spliced from 2 exons. Lineage: Eukaryota; Viridiplantae; Streptophyta; Magnoliopsida; Rosales; Rosaceae. The record is from RefSeq and is a predicted model, not a curated record.